CUGCAUUUAAUUUAUAUGCAUGAUUACAUUAAUGUAUGCUAAUCAAUCGUCGACUCCUCUACUUAUUUAGCCCGGAGUUUUGGACCUUUGAAUAAAGAACGUUAACAGUGACAACUACCCAAUGAAAGCUGUAUUAUUUAAUGCUAAUUAAUAGGCGACAGUUGUUUUGCUCACUCCUAUUUUCUCAUUUGACCAAUACCACCAUUUUCUCUAAAAUUUGGUCAAUUUUGCAUAUCUUGAUCCUCUCCCUUGUUCUAUCUUCUUGAUCAUUCCCAGAAACAUAUCACACACACACACAAGUACAAUCUGUGUGUUUUGAGGAUAUAUAUAUAUAUAUAUAUAUAUAUAUAUAUAUAUAUAUAUAGAGAGAGAGAGAGAGAGAGAGAGAGAGAGAGAGAAUUAAGAUCUCAAUGGAAAAGCAAUCAUCUAAGUCGAAGAACAAAAUACUGAGGUUUCUACCGAAAGCAGCUAAAGCAUCAUUUUCAUUCCAAAACCCUUCCUUAAGCCCGGGCCGAGAUAAACGGGCUAAUGGAAGUUCGCAGAAGCUCAAAUCCCAUCUAUACCGGGCUUUCUCCGGCCCGAUCAUUUCUAUGAUUCCAGCUGAAGCCCGAGAGGAGUCCACGAGUUUCGAAACGCAAGAGCCAACUUCGCCCAAGAUCUCAUGCAUGGGCCAAAUCAAGCACAAGAAAACGAUCUGCAAACUGCACCAGCACGCUUCUUUGCCCACAGAAUUCGGGCCCGUUUUACAUUCUCAGCCCGAGAGGAUAAGCAAAACCCUGUUGCCCGGCCCGGCGGCGGAGCUCAAGAAGAAGCCGGCGGGAAUUAAAAAGAAUUUCGGCGGUAGAAGAAAAUCCGAUGAUUCGAUUAAUCGCGGAAAGCCGCCGCUUCCAGAUAGGGCGCCGUGCCUGAGCCAGAUGAUGAGAUUCGCCAGCAGCCGCGAUACGUUUGCGUCUUAUGAUUGGGCGACGGCGGACGGCGCCGGCGAGGAUUGGGGAAGCUACAGCGACGGUGAUGAAGACGCCGUUGUUCCAAUGUUGGGCGGAGGCGGAAUAGUGUUGGAGCCGAGGAGGGAGAUUAAUUUGUGGAAAAGGAGGACCAUGCCUCAGCUUAAGCCUCUCCAACUCACUACUCUUUGUUAGACGCAAUAAUUUUAAUUAUUUCUUUUGUUUUACCCCCAAAAAUUUAAGUUGCGUUACUUAUUUUUUGGUUUCAUUUCAUGGUCAAGAACGUGUAUGAAGGAGUGAACGCAAAUUAUAAAUAUUGCUUAUAUUUUCUGCCA
Salvia miltiorrhiza (redroot sage) is the source of this 1279-nucleotide messenger RNA. RefSeq lists its product as uncharacterized. NCBI's taxonomy places the organism in Eukaryota, Viridiplantae, Streptophyta, Magnoliopsida, Lamiales, Lamiaceae. The record is from RefSeq and is a predicted model, not a curated record. The coding region runs from base 411 to 1139 and encodes 242 amino acids. The transcript has a single exon.